GAUAUAGUGGACAAUAUUAAUAGUAACUUUUCACAGACGAUUUAGUUAUCUACAAUGAAAUACAUUCUUAAUGAAGCUAUACAAUUAUUCUACUAGACCUUGCUAAGAUUUUAAGGUUAUGCAGUGAUUGUCAGCUUGCUUGAAAUGUCCAAAAAUGUAAAAUUAUGCCAUUCACAAAAAAAACAUAUUAGCCUAUGAAUACAAUAUUAGUGCAUCACAGUUGGAAUCUGUAAACUCAUACAAAUGCCUGGGUGUAACAUUUAGUCGGGACAUUAAGUGGAAUGAUCACAUGUGUUCAGUCAUGGGUGAAGCAGGUAGCAGAUUGGUUUAUUGGUAGAAUACUAGGGAAAUUCAGUCCAGCUACAAAGGAAAUUACUUAAAAAUCACUCAUGUGAGGCAUCCUAGAAUACUGCUCUAGUCUGUGGGACCCAUACCAAGUAGGACCAGCAAGGGAUACUGAAUGUAUACAGAGGAGGGCAGCGCGGGUGUCACAGGUUUGUUUGACAAGCGGUAGAGUGUCCCUGAGAUGUUGAAAGAACUGAACAUCCAAGAAAGCACACUAACAAAAUUUCAAGAACUGGCUUUAAAUGAUGACUCUAGGAACAUACAACAACACCCUACAUAUUGCUCCCAUAGAGAUUAUAGGGGUAAGAUUAAUUACAAGAAGCUCAGAGGAAUUUAAAUAAUCAUUCUUCCCACACUGAAUAUGUGUAUGGAAUAGGGGGAAAUGUACUAAUAACUUGUACUGUGGGAUGUAUCCAAUUGCCGUGCACUUGACAGCGGUUUGCAGAGUAUAGAUGUAGGUGAAUGGGAAUUUGUGGAUUUGACAUUGGAAUUUGUUGUGGUAUGCUCACUGUGAAAUAAUAGAUAUUUCCACCCAGUUUCUGGAAGAUGCUUGUUUUGAGCGUUAUUUAAUGUGAAUAAUGAAGCCAUAUCUAAUUAUAAUUCACAUAUUUCUUAUUGCGACUCAUAUGUGGGUAGCUGCACAUCUCAGAGAUGAAGUUGAAGAUAAUGAGUUUGCAGAAUUUGAAGAUUUUGAAGAAGAUGAGGAAGAAAUUCCACUGAAGGACUCACAAGAAAGCAAUCAGGUGCCAAAAGCCAAAGCACCUCCAGAUCAUCCAGAAAUUGAAGAAGAAGAGGAGGAGGAAGAAGAAGAUGAAGCAGUAGUGGAAGAUGAUGAUGGUGAAUUUGAUCAUUUCCAAGAUGAAGAAGAGUUUGAAGGUUUUGAUACGGUUGGCCAGGGGGGCAAGCCAGAUGACAAAGAAGCACCAAAAAUUACAAUAACAAAGGUUCCACUGCACUUCAGAACUAACUGGGACAGUUUCUACCUGGAAAUGCUGAUGAUUGCUGGUUUAGUAGUUUAUGCCAUAAAUUUUUUCAGUGGAAAAAGCAAGAAUAGCAAACUAGCAAAUGCAUGGUUUAAUGCACACCGUGGCAUUCUAGAAGAGAAUUUCAGUCUUGUAGGUGAUGAUGGGAAAAUUGAAAAUGAAAAUCCUGGGCUAAUGAAAGACUCCGAGAGCAUGUAUCUAUUAUGGUGCAGUGGCCGAACGUGUUGUGAAGGAAUGCUUGUGGAACUGAAGUUACUGAAGCGCCAAGAUCUUGUUGCUGUCAUAGGACAACUGAUGCGGCCUUCCAGUGAUCAGGUACACAUCAGGGUUGAUAUGAACAAGGAAGAUAUGGACAGUUUUGUCUUCUGUAUUGCUGCUAAGAAAACUGCUUUAAGACUUUCAAAGGAAAUGGCAGAUCUGAGUGUAUACUGUCCAGAGAGGCGUUCAGUGGAGAAAUACGGCUUGCCAGCCAGUUUUAAUUUGCUAUCUGAAAUAGCUGAAGCAUCUUCUGCUCUUUUGGAUUCAAAAGUUGUAAACGUCAUUAAAACUCACGCAGAUAUGAUUGAUUACAUUCAUUUUUCUGAUCAAUAUUCAGGCCCAAAGCAGCCAGAUGAUGCAAAUCUUACAAAAUUGCCUGAAACAAAGAAGGUAUUGUUGUUCAAUUUCAACAUGAUCGUUAAGGGAAGACAAAUAGAUGAAGCCAUGGAACAGAUGAAACCUCUUAUGAUGCUUGUUAUCUACUGUAUGGAGAAAGUUAAGAGAUUCCGUCUCAGCAGAGAGGCAAAGAAUAAAGCGCAGAAAAAUAGGAACCGUGUGGAUGAGGCUUUCCUCAAGACGACACACGCUGCAAGGGCAGAAGCAGCUGCAGCCCGCCGUGAGGAAAAGAAGAGGCAGGAGAAGGAACGUAUUUUGCAAGAAGAUGACCCGGAUAAGCAGCGCAAAUGGGAAGACCGUGAAAUGAAACGCCAAAUGAAGAAAAAGGCGCCAAAAAUGAAGCAGUUGAAGUUAUGAGAACACUUCUCCGCCUGGGUUAUGCUUUUGUAAGUGAACAUUUAGUACUUAACUAAAAAAAGAUUUAUUUAUGAAGAAUACCAUACAUAUAUUCAUUAAUUCUUUGUAAUAAAGUAUUUUCAAAUUUUGAUACCUACCUUUAGGUCAUUUUUUAGAAUUACUUGUCAUAUUUAUUAUUGUCUUCCAAACAAAAUUUUGGAAAAUUGUAAUUAAAAGUGGAUAAAGAAAAUUAAACAGCUAGUAUACUCAUAUUUUACAACCUGUAUUUAUGAAGUGCAAUAAAUAUAUUAUUUAUUGUGUGG
This is a messenger RNA of Schistocerca gregaria, 2641 nucleotides long. RefSeq names its product PAT complex subunit CCDC47. Gene Ontology annotation, molecular function: calcium ion binding. The transcript is spliced from 11 exons. Bases 924 to 2339 code for a protein of 471 amino acids. Gene Ontology annotation, cellular component: endoplasmic reticulum. Lineage: Eukaryota; Metazoa; Arthropoda; Insecta; Orthoptera; Acrididae. Gene Ontology annotation, biological process: endoplasmic reticulum calcium ion homeostasis. The record is from RefSeq and is a predicted model, not a curated record.